This is a messenger RNA of Eurytemora carolleeae, 1469 nucleotides long. RefSeq names its product early endosome antigen 1. Lineage: Eukaryota; Metazoa; Arthropoda; Copepoda; Calanoida; Temoridae. The transcript is spliced from 10 exons. The record is from RefSeq and is a predicted model, not a curated record. Bases 338 to 1366 code for a protein of 342 amino acids.
GGGUGCAGGCAACACGCAACAGACAGUGUAACUUGAGUCCUCAAACCGUGUACAUCUGUGUACUUUCUGUACAUUCUGUACAAUCCGUACAAUUUGUACAAUUCGUACAUCGGAUAGAGGAAGUCAUCAUUUCAGCAGUCACGCUAAAUCAUCAAAAAAAACAUUUGUUGUUUUGUGAGAUAGGAGGCUGAUUUACACAGUGAACCUUCAAGUUUUUUAAUUAAUUAAAUAAUUAUUCAUUAAAUAAUAAACACACUUACAACUCUUCAUUCCUUAACUAAACGGUGAUUCAGUGAGAUUUUGAGCACAGAAGAACUUCAUCUGAAGGUCAGAAAAGAUGGGAUCUAUGGGCCUACUUUUAGCAGACUGGUCCAUUCAACUUAUCAAGUCAAGACGGCAAAAAGGGAAACAGAAGAAGGAGAAUGGGAAAACUGAGAAGAGAAAAGAUGGAGGAAUAGAUGAAACCUGCACCACGUGUCAGUCUAACCAUACGGAGCUAAACCUACACAGAGUAAAGUGUAGUUCCAUCCAAACACAACAUGAAGCUCUGGUAGAACUUCUCCGUCAGUUCUCCUCUGAGCUCAGGACGGAUUCAGAGAACCCGGAGUUGGAAGAUCAACUCGCAAACUUCGGAUCGGGGAAGUCUGUGGUUGAAUAUAUCCGCGUUCUUAUAAAACAAUCUCAGGAAGCAAGAAUAGAUGUUGAAGCAGCCCGGGAAGAAAGAAAUCUUCUAGCUGAAGGAAUUGGCCGGCAGCUGGCUGAGAGGGAUAGAGUUCAUUCAGAGAAACUACAAUCCUUGGAGACCUUAAUGCACGAGAAGGAGAAACAGCUGAUUGAUGCCGCUAAUGCACUUCGGCAACAGCUGACCGCAGCAAAACGGAAUUUGGCGCAUUUGCAGGAUCGAGAAGAACAGCUGAUUCAAACAGUCAAUUUUACGGGAAAUAGUCUAGAACAAGAAGUUCAAAGUUUACGGAUAGUUCUAGAGAUGAGACGUGUUGAAGUUGACCAGCUUAGGGCGGCAAAUAAUGCAUUAAUGUUGGAGAUGGAGCGAUGUCUAGCACAGGAACACCAGCUUCAGCAGCAGAACCAGAGGGUUGAGGAGAUGGAAAUGGUUAUUCAGAACAAGAACAUCGAGAUCAGAAAACUGUAUGACGAUCAAGAAACCCUGCAGCAUCAAUUAGACAUCGAGGAAUCGGCUCAUCUUUCCUGUCAGCAGGAACUUGAGAGAAGUCAGUGGGCCCUGGAAAAUUUUGUAUCCUGUAAUAGAGAAAAGGCUAUUGGUAGACUGAAGAACCUAAAGGAUGCCAGUCUUAUUCUAGAUCUUGUACACAAGGACAAAUCUGUUGCCUACAGUAUCAACUGCUAGAGAAAGUCAAGAAAUCAUCUGAAAUUGUGUUAAAUCUAUAAGUGUAUCCUCUGUAAUCUAUACAUACUCCAUGUUUAACUAAAUAAAUCUAUGACAAUUAAAA